Molecule: messenger RNA, 765 nt
Organism: Rodentolepis nana
Lineage: Eukaryota; Metazoa; Platyhelminthes; Cestoda; Cyclophyllidea; Hymenolepididae
Source: the annotation of a GenBank genome assembly
AUGGCUCUAGGCCGAAUUCAGAUCACAUCUCCCGGUUCCCAAAACCCGAUUUUCGAUAAACUUGUCCCCACCCCUCCUCCCUAUCAUCCACCCGCGCUAGCCAAUCAGUGCACUGCAGUGACCAAUACCGCACACACAGCUGCCGCGCUAUUGGCUUGUCACAUUGCAUCGAUGAAAAGCACUCGCGCGAAUAUAGAUGCAGACUUCGCUCGCAGUUGCCCAGACAGGGAUUCUAUGAAUUGCUUUGGUCUUAUGAGUGAACUCAUGUCCGCAGUUGACAUUCUUUCAGCGCGACAAAAUCAAUGGAAUUCAUCGAAUGAUGCAAAGAGUACAAUUCAAGUUCUCGAAGCCGCACAAAGUUCCACUCUUCUCUUCGUCCGAAAAUCAGUUGAUGAGCCCGAUGACGAAGCGGGUAAACCUAAAGAUCUUCGCUAUUUCGACGAAGAUUCGGCCUGUUCAAUGUUCUUCCGUCACUCAACAUGCUAUGAUGUUCUACCGGAAAGUGGAAAACUCCUUGUUUUAGACUCAACUCUGCCAAUUCGCCGUGCUAUGCAAGCACUUGUCGAUCAUUCAUUAUCAGCCGCACCUGUUUGGUGUAAUCGACUUCAAUGUUAUACCCAGUUGCUCACAACCGACCUCUGCCUUCGUCUCUUGGCCCAAGCCUUUCCUCUUGAUACUGCAUCGUCUUCACCCUCUCCAGCUACUGGCAGUGAUGAAGAUGUUUCCGUUAGAAAAAGAAACAGUGAUCCCAACGUUAUGUUCUAA